GUCCGAGAAAACGCGACUCACCAUUUUUGAAAAACAAAACUACACAUGAAUAUAUUCAACAUAUCUUACUACUAACUUCAUCUCUCACUGUGUCCCGUCAAGACUAGAAUUCUUGAAAGAUGGUAAUGUUAAACUGUCUCUCUCUUCCAAAACAAAUCUCUGCACCAAAAUUGGAGCAGCCUCUUCCAUCGAAACUCGAGACAAAUGCCGCUAAAAAGCUCAGUUGUAGGCGCUCCUCCUCGAGCUGCGUGUUGAUAGGAGCUGCUGGAAUUACCAUACUGUCCCUUGCCGGACCCUCCUACGCUGCCGCGUUGAGUGAACCAUCCAACGCUCUGUCUCUUCCCACCUGGGCCGUUCACGUUUCCAGCGUUGUUGAAUGGGCUACUGCAAUGGUCUUGGUGUGGCAGUACGGCGACAAAUCAGGUUUUGAAUCUUGGAAGGGUCUCUCUUGGGGAAUGGUGCCCCUGUUAGGCGGAGCACUUUGUGCAUGUACGUGGCAUUUCUUUUAUAACGCAGAGUCCCUUGAGAUCUUGGUGGCUCUUCAAGCAGCUUUGACUGUGAUUGGUAACGCGACAAUGUGCGUAGCUGCAUACCGCAUCUACGUAUCGUCAAAGGAACGCUCCAAAAACUCUUAACUUCCAUCCUAAAUAUGGAACUCACUCUGUCUCAAUGUACAGGUUUAAACAAGGACGCUGAACAAUUAGUUAAGAAUCCUACCUGCGCAGGCCGGGUACACGCGUUAGUUAAAGGGGGAUUCCCAUGUACUUGCACAGAUCAUCAGAGAGAUACAUGUGCGGGCCAUCGAAGUCUACUUGCACAGACGAAUAAAGCUCAUCUGUUAGUUGGAAAAGCUGCAAAUGCAAAUCAGUUAAAGGAAGGAUAAAUGGCAAAAUCAGUUAAAGGAAGGAUAAAUGGCAGAGAACAACGACGGCGAUCAAUCCUUAUGCAUGAGGAGUACGUGAGAUAUGAAAAAGACUCUUGUACCCUUGAUCCUUGUAUUAUCUAUGAAUACUCCCUGUAUUUUAUUGUAAUUCGGAUGGAAUUUACAGAAACAAAAUAUAUGAAGUGUUCUCCAAGUUUAUGCUUUCUUUGAAA
Molecule: messenger RNA, 1095 nt
Organism: Salvia miltiorrhiza (redroot sage)
Lineage: Eukaryota; Viridiplantae; Streptophyta; Magnoliopsida; Lamiales; Lamiaceae
Exons: 5
Coding region: 120-635 (171 amino acids)
Source: RefSeq, a predicted model, not a curated record